Molecule: messenger RNA, 7209 nt
Organism: Varroa destructor (honeybee mite)
Lineage: Eukaryota; Metazoa; Arthropoda; Arachnida; Mesostigmata; Varroidae
Product: neural cell adhesion molecule 2-like
Source: RefSeq, a predicted model, not a curated record
UGCGCUCUGUGUUAAUCCGCGUUCUACAACUGCACUAUGAAGACAAUCUACGUGCAGAUAAUAUUUGUAUAACGUGUGUGAUCCACUAGAAUAAUCGUAAAAAAAGUUGGUAAAAUCGAACAUCGCUCAACCCAGGCGUUAAAUAGCCUUAUGAUUGUGAUAGCUACCACAAAAAUUUCUGCGUUCCGUGAACUUACCGCUGCAGGGUAAAAGUCCAGCCGUUUAGUGAACGCAACUAUCGGAUAUUUACGACAGUUCCUACAACUCUUCAGUUAUCAUUGCUGUUACAACUGAACAUAGGUAAUCAGUGCAGUGUAAAUACAUCUACGCUCGCCCUCGACUACAGCUGUCUUCAAUGCCGCCCUAGCGUCUUGUUGUUUUGUUCUGUUAUCAUCUUUGCGGUUAGUGAGGUUAACUGGCAUGCAUCUACGGCCAUCAUGGACUUCCUGGCGUCCGUUGUGUCUUUAAUUGUAACUGGAUUAGCUCCACCCCACCGCGUCCGAAGAGGCACAACGCCGACAAUGAUGUCACAAUCAAUGGCGAGUUGUGUUCAAUUCGUAACCCGGCUAUUGGCUCUUGCAGUCACCCUUGCGAUGUCCAGAGCACGAGCUACUACGCUUCUUGACACAAAGGCGUCGAUCAUUUAUACGGCCGUGGUUCGCGGUAAGGUGGCGCUUCCAUGCAACAUCGAGCCACCUGCGAAAGACGAUGAGGUCGUGUUAGUUCUAUGGUAUAAGGACGAGACGCCUGCGCCUAUUUUCACGCUUGACGCACGGAAAGCCAAUCUCGAUAGGGCGAAACAAGCCGCCUUGUCUGAACUUGGCAGUCGAGCCUAUUUCAAUAUGGCCAAUCGCCCUGCAUUCCUUCAACUCGAUCCUGUUAAGGAAGAGGACGCUGGAGAGUAUCGGUGUCGGGUUGACUUUAAGAAAGCUCGUUCUAUUAAUACUGUCAUCAACCUUCGCGUUAUCGUUCCUCCGGGUGAGCCGAUUAUCGUCGACGGUGACAGCAAACGGCUACGUGGCCUGGUCGGCCCGUACAACGAAGGCGAACCCCUUAAACUUACCUGUCAAGCAGAACACGGUAAACCUCGUCCGGCAGUUACUUGGUGGAAAGAUUAUAGAUUGCUCGACGACUCAUAUGUAUUCGACCAAGAUGGAGCUGUUGUCAAGAACGACCUCGAGAUUAAGGCACUUACCCGCAAUGACCUUCUAGCCGUUCUGGUUUGUCAGGCGUCUAAUAAUAAUAUCACCGUGCCUACCCCUAGCCAAAUUACACUGGACCUUAAUUUGAAACCAUUGGAUGUAACUAUACAGCCGGUGGAGCGGCCGCUGUCAGCCAACAAAGAAGUUGAGCUCGUAUGUACAUCCACAGGCUCACGGCCGCCGGCAACGCUUUCCUGGUGGAAAGGAAACCAGCAGAUUAGAACGACUCGUGAGGAGGACUCAAAAGGAGGCCUAUCUACUAGCACAAGUAUUCUUACAUUUACGCCCGGCAUUGAAGAUAACAACCGUAUUCUCGCCUGCAGAGCAGAGAACAAGGCUAUUCCCGGAAGCGCUCUCGAGCAAGCGUGGAAACUUGACGUGCAUUAUGCACCUCGAGCAAGUCUUCAGCUUGGUGGCAGUCUAAAGGCAGAUGAAAUCCAGGAGGGAAAGGACGUGUACCUCGAUUGUAAGGUGCAGUCUAAUCCGUACACCAAUGACGUCGGAUGGAUGUUCAAUGGUGUGGAAUUGGCGUCAAACCAGAGCUCCGGGAUGAUCGUCUCGAGUCAGUCGUUGGUCCUGCAAAGGGUAACACGAGCCCAUAGAGGCAAAUAUGCGUGUCACGCCACAAAUAAGGAAGGCAAGGGUGUGUCCGCUCAGUUCAACCUUAGGGUUAAGUUCGCUCCGGUUUGCAAGGAGCCGCAACGUUUUGUGUAUGGUGUAUCGAAGCACGAAAGCGUUGCGAUCCACUGCCAGGUAGACUCGGAUCCGCAGCAGGUAUCGUUUAGGUGGGCCUUCAACGCCAGCGACGGAAAGCUUAAAGAGAUCACUGAGGGUUUCACUACCUCAUCAGGUGGCCGUAGUACCCUGGUAUAUCGGCCCCUCUCCGACGAUGACUAUGGGCAACUGUCAUGCUGGGCGACCAAUUCCGUUGGCAUUCAGAGGCAGCCUUGCGCUUACACUAUUAUUACAGCCGGUCCGCCCGACGCGGUACAGAACUGUACGCAGGUGAACGCCACGGAAGACGGCAUGGCCAUCGAGUGCUCAGAAGGUCUCUGGGACGGAGGACUUUCAAAUCCAGUAUUUGUUGCUGAAGUAUACGAAGCCGACGCCGGCGCGGGACGGGGGCCAAUAUCUAACGUUACCACACACGGUCUGCCCUUGUUUGUAAUCCGCGGUAUACCAGGUGGCGCCAGUUUUCGCGUAAUUAUUACCGCGAGUAACGCCAAAGGUCGAAGUCCGCAAUUUGUCGUUAUGGCGCAGACGCCUCGUCCAGCUGAAAAGUACAUAGCGGAUGGCUCCACUAUGAUUCUUGCGGUCCGCCCGCUAAUCGGCAUCAUCGUCGGAGUGGUGAUUACACUGACCGUAGCCGCUGUGGGCCUUGUGGUAGCACUUCGAUGUCGCGCUAACAGUAGCAGUCGACAGAGUAAAUUAUCAACACACACCAAUGAAAAGGACAGCGUAGGUGGUGGACCAGAUGAGAAGCCGUUAGCCGUUCUAUUGAAGAAGGACCCUCUUGCGAUGGGCGAGGAACUCGAAUUAGAUUGCAAAGGGCCAGACAUUAUUCCCAUAAGAGGAGAUCCCACGGCGACCCUCAGUAAGAAGGGCCUCUCAGGUAACAACUGCCACUAUGUAAAUCUGGAGCGGUCCGGAAAGGGUCUACAGGUAGAUUCGCGGUACUCAACGUUACUAGCUGGCCGGUCAGAAGGGGUAGACUCUAGCCAGGCCAUUUUGACCACACAAUUGGCCCAAGACAUAUUACUGGGCAACAGCGGUUUGGGAACAACUGUUGAUCCGUCUCAGGCGAGUAGUGUAACAGCGGAUUAUUCGGAGUUAGUGUUUGCCCGGAGCGUCGUUGCUCUUUCACCUCCAGGCCACCCCGACCCGCUUGGGCCUCCAGUGGCCCCUACACAGCCGUUGCCCCCUGUCGGCGGGACGCUCGGACGUCGGGGGCACACGGCCGGUAGUGGAGGGAAAGUCCCACCAACCGAGUUCGCCCGAAUUGAUUUUCACCGGACGCUACGGCCAGUGCCCGGGCAGCAUCUCUUCGCUGCCACAGAGGACCACUCGACGUACCCAACCGUCGGAGACAUCGACCCCAGUUUGGCUACCGAAGCUAACAGCGGCAUAGAAUCCACUGUAUAAUAUUAACGACAACAAUAAAAAUAGUAACACAAUGGAAAACAACAACCAGAGAACGCUGAUAAUGAUAAGAAAAUAAUAACGUAAUAAAAAUGUUAUUGUCAUCGAUCGUAUCAUCACAAAGACAUACGUCUUGGAGACACAGAUAGUCAGACAAACACAGGCCGCGUAUAUAAUACGGGGCAAUGGAAAUUUUUCUCCCCCAGUUCGCUGCAAUGAAACACUUCUAAAAGUAUAGGUCACUACAGAAACGUAUGUCCUCGAGAUCUGAUUUGCAUGAACAUUGCACUAGCGUUAAAGAAAGUCUCAGCCUCCCUGACAGGAUUUGCUGCCAUUUUUCCGGUGAGGCUUGUUUCAAUUUCCGAUCCUCACUGGGAAUUAGGCAGAGGAAUGACAGAAAAGUAAUAUUUCCCUUCACAUGAAAAGCUGGGAAUAGGCCAACAAAAUAGAUAUAAUAGGUCAAAAAAGUAAACAAACUGUGGCGCCGGACAUAAACUCGGUCGCACAAAAACUCUACGUAUGUAAACUAUACGUCGUCUACCUAUUUGGGGUAGAUAAACAGUUCAUAUCACGGAAAAUAGCUGACACGGAGCAAAAUCUAUAGUUUAAUUCAAAUUACCUUCUGUCAAAUUAACACUAUACAUGUAUACAUAUAUUUAUAUACAUAUACUGGAAGACUAACUGUCUUUCCGACAAUAACUCCGAUGGCUUUAGUAAACAAAGUAAGGAAAAAAAUACAAUACCGAACGUAUAAACUGAGGCAGAGAAAAAGGGAAGAAGGAAACGAAAAUAGUCACCACACCAUUUCGAACGCAGUUGUUGAUUGAGUCUCCUUUUUGAACAAGCUAACCGGAAUAGGAGCUGAAUUCCCAUAUUGAUUCGUCAUUCGUUACCGCUUCGGUCUAUGAAUCACGAUAACACUAUCCAGUAAUUAACAUUAAAUUACAAAUCUCUAUAUAUAUGAAUAGUGAAAAUGCGAGCUGCAACUAAUUUCCUGGCUUCUUGUAAACAAGUGCUUAGUUCCUUUCUUAAAAACACGUUGAUCAUUCUGCAGUCCUGUUUGUGCGUCUUAUGACCUCUCGACCGUCUCAUGCGACCGUUAUAUCUUCCAGUCCAUUAGCUAAAGCGAAACCCGACAGGGUUCAAUUCCGAACUAGCGAUCGAGUGAAGCCAUUCCCCUCGUCAACUACCCAUUCUCAAUCAGCCCCCAUAUGCUAUUGUAUAAAAAAAAGUAGCAUAACAGAACUGUGAUUUUGAUCGUAAAUUAAGCUUAAUCUUCAGUGAGUUAUUUAUGAAAAGAGGAGACGCCAAUCGCGACAACGUUGAAUUUGUGCGCAGCGCUUAGCUGAAACCCAAAAGUCUGGGUAACAACAAUACAUAAACGGAUUCCCCUUUAUUUUUUUCGCGGUGGCAUGCAUAAUCAACUUUGAACGCAUAAUAUGCGCAUGUACGCUUCGCAAUCAGAUCAUGCAGCACAUGCAUCAAGGUGUGGAUUACUUGAAGCUAUUAACUUCACGCGUUUAAGCCAAACUUUGCAAAUAUUUUCUUGUAUAUGCGUAAGGCUUCCCUAGACUAUAGUAGCAAUUAUUUUCUUUCUUAUGGUCGUCAAUACUGUUGCGUUAGCGGAAACAAUCUAUUAAAAUUGCCACGUAAGCUGGAAGCAUGAAAACUAGAUCGAGGUUAAAGCCUAAAUUCUCUUCCAAUUGUCUGUCCCCUAACGCAAAUACCCUCUUUUCAGGGUGCUGAUCAUUGCAUUAUUAAUGUGACAGGCCUGAUACAGUCCCUGGAGAGCUCGUAAAAUAAGUUUUUAUGCAAGUGGGCGUACGGUCAAAGCACUUGCCUCAUUAUUGUGAUAAGAUAUAGUAGACGCGACAAUGCUGACUGCAUUUUGCUAUCUCCUUUUACCGGUUAUAAGCGCAUUUCGUUUUUGUGUCUUUUGGUUUUACGGGCCCGCUACCUAAGGUCCCUUUACUCACGGCACGCUAACCUUCUCGAUUGAUUUUGUCCUUUCUGUCUAAAAAGUCCCAGAUCCGUGUAGGGCGAAGGACGUCGGUUUCAUUGGCAUGUCAGAGUUCCAUUAGCAUGUGCCUCAUAAAGGGGAAGGUUCGCAUCGGGUGUCACUCAAACACCCUAUCGUUGUUAUGUCGUCUUUUGGAUUAAGGCAAAAGCUGCGCAGAGGCCGUUGACGCGUUGGUAAAUCGGUUCAAUCUACCUCAGUAAUAACGGUGAUAGAAUAUCGUUCGUGUUCUAAAUGUGUGUGGACAAUGACUCCGUAAUAAUUGCCGCGCUAAUAUCGCACAUAGAUAUGGCAUCAGUCUCUUCUCUUCCUAUAUACUCUUCCCCUAUCCAGCAUACUGUCGUACUUGUAGUUUUUACUUCAUUGCCCGUUGGCGUUAACUCCUUGGAGUGCUGUCGCUGAAUGCUGUUGCACCACGCAAACGAUACGUCGUCAUCCAAGUAGCUAACUAACUGGCUGGAACGAAAAUACAAGCGGAUAUGUACAGGCAGCAUAAAUAAUAUUACAUAUAUAGAUAGAGAGACUGGGAAAAACGAGCCCUUUUGUAUAUUACAAGUGUAAAUAAAAUUCCUUCUAAAUCUUUAAAGUUCAAAUAGAUCAAUAAAAUGUUUCAAUGUCUGAGCGCGCGUAAAGCAAAAACAAAGUGAAAGGUUGAGUAUGAUCAAGGGCAAAUGUUUGACAGUCUGUAGACGAGAGACUGUGCGAGUGCGAGGAUCGUUUCAGACGAAGUGCGAAAUCUAGAAAAAGGCUAAAAAUAUUGUGGAUAAAAAAAUACAAAACACAGGUAGAUAAUAGCAUGAUUUUGUUCUGUGAAUGACAACAAUUCUGAUCAUUUGAGCUGAGAUUAAACAGAGUCAGAGAGAAGAAGCUGGGAAAAUACAUCUAGAAAAUAGGCGGAUGCCAGAAGCAGUAUACGCAGUGUCGGCAACGGCACGACUGGGUAAAUCGUAUCCUCUCACAAUAACCUGGGCGGACGAGAUUUAAGAAUACAACACAAACUGAACCUCUAAGGCUAUACGAUUGCAACCGGAAAUCCAGGUAAAAGCUAAGCUUAUACUAGAAACAUAAGAAAAAAAAAAACCUAAUUUGCAAGGCCUGGUUGGAAGGGACUACUGCGACCGUAAAAGGCAAGAAACACAACGAAAAAAAAAUGAAUGCUAAAUAAAAAAUUCGUAAUCGAUUUAUAUACACAUCGUAAAACGAUGAUGAUGUAUUUCGUGGCGAUGAAUUAAACAUAUGAUUAUAAUUAGUAUAAUUAUACGUGUGAUAUUGUUGGCGUUGUUGAGUUUUCCCCUAGUACCGUGCAUAUAAACAAAAUAUAGAAGCAUGCACACAUUUUGUGGUAUUAGUGAAUAUAAUGGAAAAUAAUAUAACGGUCUGAACAUAUUCAAGUUCCUUCCUAGAAUCAACUUGAAUAGAUACUGAUAGUAAAUCGAUUUCGAUUAUCGCGAGAAUGGUAGCGAUAGGCAACAUGGCGAUACUACGCAUGGAUAUCCCGACACUGGAAUUACUGCUAUAGAUUGAUCACUACAUAACUCAGCUGAAACCAUAGAAAAUGUGCAUGCAAAAAAAAUUAGACAAGAUGCAAUCAUUUUAGCUGAUUACUGGUAUAAAAUUCUAAGAGAACGAUUAUAUUGAACCAAGACGAUGACGAAUUACAGAUACAGACACACAGACCGAAAUGCUGAAAAAGCGAACGCAAGACCACCACCCUCUUGAUAUAUAUAUAUCUGAAUACUGUAAUUAAUUGUAAUAUAAUAGUGUAAAUGUUAUUUUCUAAAUCUCGAGUCAAAAUGCUGUACAUUGUGAUCCAACCAUAAACUGCUGUACAUGUUAUGAAAAAUAUAACUA